This is a messenger RNA of Phytophthora sojae, 564 nucleotides long. RefSeq lists its product as hypothetical. The transcript has 2 exons. The coding region runs from base 1 to 564 and encodes 187 amino acids. The record is from RefSeq and is a predicted model, not a curated record. Lineage: Eukaryota; Oomycota; Peronosporomycetes; Peronosporales; Peronosporaceae.
AUGCCAAUGCUACGUACCUCUUCACGCGUCGUGCGUCGCUGCCGCAGCGCUCGGCCGUCCCCAGCUCGCCGCAGCUUCUCCAGCAGACCUGAGGACUGGCUGGGCAUCGAUGACGAGUACCUGUCCAUGCGGGGCCUGGCCAUAGCUAGCCGCGUGCUGAACGGGAUGACGGACUUCGUGCGCUACAGUCGCGCCAACCCGCGCGUGUUCGUGUCGGGGGCGUCUGACGAGGUGCGCAGCUCCAUGUACGUGCUGUCCCAGUUUCCGACCCACACGCGCGUGGAUCUGCCCGGGUUUGUGCGCGGAGCGGAGCGCGCGGCCAAUACAGUGCUCCACAGACUGUACGCGCAGGACCAGAGCGAGACCAAGCAGUGCCUGGACCAGUUGGCCACGCCCGAGAGCGUCAAGAGCAAGCAGGGACGAGCUGUGCUGGAGCAACUCAACGUCAACGUUGCGGCGCUGGAAGCCGUCGAGUACACCAGGGAGAGGGUCGAGGAGGAGGUCAAGGUCGUGUUUGACCCAGCUAUCUUACGAGAGAAGACGGUCGUGUUAAUGGUUAACUAG